This is a messenger RNA of Acytostelium subglobosum LB1, 1077 nucleotides long. RefSeq lists its product as hypothetical. Gene Ontology annotation, molecular function: water channel activity. Bases 1 to 1077 code for a protein of 358 amino acids. Gene Ontology annotation, cellular component: plasma membrane. Gene Ontology annotation, biological process: transmembrane transport. The record is from RefSeq and is a predicted model, not a curated record. Lineage: Eukaryota; Evosea; Eumycetozoa; Acytosteliales; Acytosteliaceae. The transcript is spliced from 2 exons.
AUGACAAUCAAACAAAGGGAGGAGGACUAUGAUGAAGGCGACAAUGACAAUGCAAUUGAGAUGACUGGUGGCCAUCACUCAAUAAUGAUUGAUGCCUCAUCAAAUUCAACACCAACACCAACACAAUCAUCAUCAUCGUCAUUGCCAAAUGGUGCAAUAAUCACAAUGCCAACAUCAUAUACAAAGAUUGGUAAUGAAGAAGAGGAUGAUGAUGGCGCCACACUCAUCAAUCUCAAGAAGAAGAAUAAGGAGAAGGACUUGGACUUGGAGGGUGAUGACACACAACAACAGCUGACAGAACGUCAGAAACGCAGAUGGCAGCUCAUCCGCGCACUGCUGGGUGAGCUGCUCUGCACAUUCUUCCUGAUGUACAUUGUAUACUCGGCAGCGGCCAACUUCAAACGAUAUCCAAAUGCAUCGUCGGUCGUGGGAAACGCCCUGGCACCAACCUUUGCCGUCAUUGCGCUCAUCUAUUCAUUCGCCGAUGUGUCUGGCGCGCAUGCCAACCCAGCCGUGACAUUCGCCACGGUGCUCACACGCAAGAUGUCCGUUACAAAGGGUGUGCUAUACGUUGUCAUGCAGGUCAUUGGCUGUGUGCUGGCUGCGCUCUUCCUCAACGCAUCGUUUCCACACAAGUUUGAUGAGGGCUCGCCUGCAGCGGCCACAGCGAUCAUCCCCGCAGCCGAUUCAAACUUGAGCAACAUAUUCAUCACGGAACUAUUACUCACAUUCAUUCUGAUAUACGUCAUAUUCGCCGUUGCAUUCGAUACGAUUGAUGACGAUGUCCAAGUGCGUCGUGGCAAGAACAAUGGAAAUCUCACCAUCUACACUACAUCUGGCGCGACCAAAGCAGGAUUCGCACCAAUCGCCAUCGGAUUCACCGUUGGCUUCCUCAACUUCCUCGGUGGAUCAGUGUCUGGCGGUGCAUUCAAUCCAUGUCGAGUAUUCGGACCAGCGUUGGUUGGAAAUAGAUGGAGAUUCCAUUGGAUUUACUGGAUAGCUGAUCUGUUGGGAGCUGGACUGGCGGCAUAUGCUCAAAGAUUCUUUGCUGUUACCAAGUCAAAGACACAACACUAG